Messenger RNA from Syngnathus typhle (broad-nosed pipefish), 2760 nucleotides. RefSeq names its product heparan sulfate (glucosamine) 3-O-sulfotransferase 3B1b (gene hs3st3b1b). Lineage: Eukaryota; Metazoa; Chordata; Actinopteri; Syngnathiformes; Syngnathidae. The transcript is spliced from 2 exons. Gene Ontology annotation, molecular function: [heparan sulfate]-glucosamine 3-sulfotransferase activity. The record is from RefSeq and is a predicted model, not a curated record. The coding region runs from base 283 to 1398 and encodes 371 amino acids.
CGACUCAUCUCCUGACUCCGAUGUGAGGUGAACUCGCGUCGGCAUCCGGAGGGACUUGACGUUGCCAACUUUGACACUGUUUUGAGUCGUGUAAAAAUGAUUUAUAAUCCACUCUAUGAUCCUCCGUUGUCGGAUAUAGUCUCCUAAAAUAUUUCUUCUCCAUUGAACUCACCUAAUUUGAGACGUUUCCAGGUGAGCUAUGAGCGCAAAUCGUCAAGGCGGAUUACCGGAGUGACGGAGGCGACAUGCCCCGCUGGGACGUGCCUGUGACCGGGGAGGCUUAUGGAAUAUAGCCCACCGCGUCCCAGCCCGUGUUGCCGCAAGAAGAAGGCGCUCCUCCUCAGCAUCAUGCUCUUCAUCUGGAUCUUCGUGCUCUACUCCUGCGUGGGUCCCUGCUCCACUGGGGUGCUGCUCGACCGGGACCGGGACGGGGCUCCGGUCUCUGCGGCUAGUGAGAGGACCGAGCGCGCCGACCUGCUCUCCAGGCUCCGGUGGGAGGACGUGGAGUACGAGGAGCCGGGGGCCGCCCGUGGAGCCGCGUCCCGGGACUUGCUGCUCAGCGACGAACCAGAGCCCCGGGCGCCGGAGCCCAGCUCGAUGUCGAGCUUCUCCAACGGCGCUGGGAGCAAAAAGCUGCCACAGGCAAUCAUCAUCGGGGUGAAGAAGGGAGGCACCCGGGCGCUCCUCGAGUUCCUGCGCGUGCACCCGGACAUCAGGGCAGUGGGGGCCGAGCCGCACUUUUUCGACCGCAACUACGACAAUGGCCUCGAGUGGUACAGGGACUUGAUGCCCAAGACCCUGGAAGGCCAGAUCACCAUGGAAAAGACCCCCAGCUACUUCGUGACCAAAGAAGCGCCCGCCCGGAUCUCGGCCAUGUCCCGGGACACCAAGCUGAUCGUGGUGGUGCGGGACCCGGUGACCCGGGCCAUCUCGGACUACACGCAGACUCUGUCCAAGAAGCCCGACAUUCCGUCCUUUGAGAGCCUCACCUUCAAGAACAGGACUACGGGUCUCAUCGACACGUCUUGGAGCGCCAUCCAGAUCGGUAUCUACGCCAAGCACCUGGACAACUGGCUGCAGUACUUCCCCAUGGAGCAGAUCCUGUUUGUGAGCGGCGAGCGACUCAUCAGCGACCCGGCCGGGGAGCUGGGACGCGUGCAGGACUUCCUUGGCCUCAAGCGCAUCAUCACUGACAAACACUUCUACUUCAACCAGACAAAGGGCUUCCCGUGCCUGAAGAAGGCCGAGGGCAGCAGCAAGCCCCACUGUCUGGGCAAAACCAAAGGGCGCACUCACCCCGACAUCCGCCCCGAGGUCGUGCGCCGCCUCAGAGACUUCUACCGGCCCUUCAACAUGAAGUUCUACCAGAUGACAGCUCACAACUUUGGCUGGGAUUGAUGUGGGCAGAAAAAGACUUCAUCCGUAUUUUUUAUUGUUAUUAUUACUAUUAUUAUUAUUAUUGUCAGAUCCCUGGUAAUUGAAUGGCAAAAUGUGGAGAUAUUGCUAUAUAUAUGUAAAAUGUACAGAAAUCUAUUUUAUAAUAAUUUAUUUUUAUUUUUAAGCAAUUAAUUCACUAAGCUGCCUAACCAUAAUUUUAAUAGCAUCUGGCUCACACUUUUUUUUUUUUUAUUAUAACAAACAUUCCUUUUGUCCAUUUGGCAAGUGAUUCCAGCCCGCAUGAUGUCCUACACUGGUUUCCAAUUUCGAAAACCAGAAGCAUUGAUGGCUUGAACACAGAGCUCCGAGUAAAAAGCGCCAUGUUACGGGUAUAAAGUGCUCCCAGAGGUUUCCUAACUAUCAUUAGAGUCUCUACUAUGGCUACUAUCGUUACAAAUGCUAGUAGCGCAACUAACUAUAGCUUCACUAGAAACACUAUCAAUGAAACUACUGCUAUUGGUGAUACUAGUUAUGCUACUAUUACUAGUAUCACUAUUACAGCUCCCAUAGUUAGAAUUACCAGUAUUGUCCUUCUAAUGAUAGUGUCACUAGUAAAACUACUAACACUCAUAGGCAAGUGUUUUAGCAUCCAACCAACAUGUUUUAUGCCUUAUUAUUAAACCCUUCUCGCAUCUCACGAUCCUUAUUCAACUUUCUGCCCCCCAAAAUACAUCAAAAUUACACAUAUCUUAUCUUUUUGCUUUUUCUCGUUUGUUUUCUACUUGAAUCGUUAAUAUGCAAGAAGGGAGAUUGCGCACGGUUGUCGUGGCGCUUUUUUGUUUGACUGUACAUUAGCAGACGUCACGUAUUAAAACGUGAGUCCUGAAUGUAGCAAAAAAAAAAAACGAUCUGAUGUUGUGCCUCUUAAAUUUAUACAAUUCCACUCUUUUCGACUGCUUGUUGUCUCUUUUUAGUUGCUUUUUCUCCUGGAUUCCAACUCGUGUGUCCACAUCUUGUAUCCCCGGUGCAAUGUUUAAAGAAGCAUUUACAGUUGUCAUGUCCUGCAUAGAAAAACUGAAGUUUUUUCGAGAUGGAGGGUUUAAAUGGGACCGCCGCAAUCAAGCAAAACGAGAUUAAAAAGUGACCCUGCGCUCGCAGCUGCAUUGUUUUUAUGCGGUUGAGUUUUAUUCAACCUGACUUGUUUGUGUUAUUCACAACAACACGUGUGACACGGAUGCUGAAAAGAUCAUUAUUGUCUUUGGUGAAUGAAUUUUACAUACCAUACAAAGAGCGAAAUGCAACGGCUGUUUCUAGACAAUUAAAUACUAAACAUUCAUAAUAUUUCUUUGUAUGAAGAAAUAAAUAAGUAUAUAUUUUACCAAA